This is a messenger RNA of Drosophila takahashii, 1482 nucleotides long. RefSeq names its product Mitochondrial morphology and cristae structure 1 (gene Mics1). NCBI's taxonomy places the organism in Eukaryota, Metazoa, Arthropoda, Insecta, Diptera, Drosophilidae. Gene Ontology annotation, cellular component: mitochondrial inner membrane. The record is from RefSeq and is a predicted model, not a curated record.
CAGUCUUGUCUCAAAAUUUGUUUUGCUAAAUUGUUCAAUUAGAACCGUUCAAUCUGAAACACACAACCCAUAGGGCUUCAUCGUCCAUAUCUCACUGAUGUUAUACCGGACUUUCUGUUAACAAUUAAAAAAACAAAAACCAUAGAUAAACCAAAUCGAUUUUCGAAAUGCUUUUGGCCCGUUUAACCCAUGUGUUGCCAGGGCGAUCGCUGCGCCUUUUGGGCCAGACAGGAGGUCCUCGUCUUUGGAGCUCCGCUCAGUCCCAGAUCACGGGUAAUCCUAGGAGGAUGCCUACUCUAGCUCAAGGUAAAUCAGUGAUGCCCAAGCGGGAUAUGCAGGAGCUUGGGAUGAGGAAGUACUCCAGGGAGUCGAGGGACCGCGACCGAUCCCACUUGGAGAGUCGAACCAGAGGACCCUCUCUCAAGGACCGCAUGAUGGGGCCUCCCAGCGAGAAUGCCUACUCCAUGGGAAAGGGAGCUGCGGCGGGAGCGGCCCUGAUGGGCCUCGUCGGUCUGUGUUACUACGGACUGGGUCUUUCGAAGCAGCCCAGUAUCUACGAUCACUCGGUGGUCUGGCCCCAGUAUGUGAGGGAUCGCAUCCAUGCCACCUACGCCUAUUUUGGAGCCUCCUGCGGCGUAACAGCAGCGUCGUCCGUUGCCAUUUUCCAGUCGGACGCCAUGAUGUCGCUGAUGAUGCGUUCCGGAUGGAUUGCCUCGUUGGUUACCCUGGGACUGGUGAUGCUCAGCGGGGCCGUUGCCCAGGGCAUGGACUAUCAGCCGGGCUUCGGUGCCAAGCAGGUGGCCUGGCUGGCCCACUGUGCCGUUUUGGGGGCCGUCCUGGCGCCCAUGUGCCUGCUGGGCGGACCCAUCCUGACCAAGGCCCUUCUCUACACCGGCGGCAUUGUGGGUGCCCUGUCCACGGUGGCCGCUUGCGCACCGAGUGAGAAGUUCCUGAACAUGGGCGGACCCCUGGCCAUCGGACUGGGCGUGGUAUUCGCCUCCUCGCUGGCCUCCAUGUGGCUGCCGCCCACAACUGCGGUUGGCGCGGGGCUAGCCAGCAUGUCCCUGUACGGCGGACUGAUCCUUUUCAGCGGGUUCCUACUGUACGACACCCAAAGGAUCGUAAAGUCGGCCGAAAUGCAUCCUCAGUACAGUAGCUCGCUGUACGAUCCCAUUAAUCACGCCCUGGCCAUUUACAUGGAUGCCCUGAACAUCUUUAUCCGCAUCGCAAUUAUUUUGGCGGGAGACCAAAAGCGAAAGUAAUGAAAAUACUUGGCUCCUUGGUCAGAGAUUUUGGAAACAAAUAAUAACACACUUAAUAAGGUACCAAAAUAUACCAAAAUGAGUUAUAAAUAUCUAUUAUAUAGAUAGUAAUAUAAUUUUCUUUGGAUUAGUAUUUUGAGAAACUUUUGCCAUCACUACAAAAAAUUUGGUCAUUCAAUGGUUUUCAAGAAAUAAAAAAAUAGGAAAGAAUAAAUUCCCU